Parastagonospora nodorum SN15 is the source of this 348-nucleotide messenger RNA. RefSeq lists its product as hypothetical. The transcript has 4 exons. The record is from RefSeq and is a predicted model, not a curated record. Lineage: Eukaryota; Fungi; Ascomycota; Dothideomycetes; Pleosporales; Phaeosphaeriaceae. Bases 1 to 348 code for a protein of 115 amino acids.
AUGUCGGAGAUAUGUUACGAUCGCUGUCUCCAGCUGAGCGAGGCAGCGUUAGAGCUUGCAUACACCAAAGGGCCACUUGAGGCGCAGCGUAUAAAGGCAGAGCAAAGGCUAGGGAAUGCCGUUGACCGGACAGUAGUCCUGGCGUUACUGGAGCGUCUCACGGUCCACUCGCACGGCGUCGAGACGGACUUCUGGGACCUUGACAGCUUCCACUACCUUUUCAGCCAUCUAACCCUCCGCUAUCUUUACAUCUCUCGCGUAUCUCUGAUCGAAGACAUCCUAGUGCUUUCAGCACAUACCUCCAAAACACCUCUGACAUCGACUCGCACUCGACGAGUGCGAGAUUAG